AUGUUCUUCUCUUGUGAUGCAAAUCCAGAAGAUGUUAAAAAGAAAGUAAAAGAAGAGGUACACGAUUUGAUUCGGGAGCAUCAGCGACUGCCCGGUAGUAUAUUACAUGGAAUUUUGCAAAGGCUGGUUUCUUACGAUGUUAUACAACCCUUGCACAAAAUCGACAUGUUUUACGAUAGACGACGGUGUAAACAAAAUGUAUUAUUAGAAAGAAUGACGAGUAACAAUACUAGUCAGUGCUCAAACAACAAUACUCAAGGUGGUGCUGUAGUUGUUCAACAAACUGUAGUAGAAGCUGAGUCAUCUCCGGAUGUCGUAAUUCCCGAAGCCGAUGGUGCAGUUGCGCUUGUAGUUCUUAACAGCUCUUUGUCAACCUCAGAUCCAUAG
Gongylonema pulchrum is the source of this 387-nucleotide messenger RNA. The record is from the annotation of a GenBank genome assembly. Lineage: Eukaryota; Metazoa; Nematoda; Chromadorea; Rhabditida; Gongylonematidae.